CUGCAUUUUAUUUUUAAAAUCACCAGCCCUCACUCUUCACUCUGAGCACUGCUGAGAUGUGAUUUCUUCUAAGAUCCUGUGUUGGGAAGGUUUAGGAGAUUGGGAUGAGGAGAGACUUCUUUCAGUCUUUGUGUGUGUCCAUCAGUGCCCUGCACAUCAUCCACCUUUCCCAGGUGUUUUGGGGUUGUUUUUUCCUAAAACCUUCCCUGGCUUCAUCCCCUCCUCUCCUCUCCUUUGUCCAGCAACGCUCUGCUCCUGCCCUGGACCCGCCCUCCUACCUGGCUGCCAGCUGAGGCAGCCUCUGGGAGUUGAUCUGCUGUUUCUCUGCAGGGAAAGGGGAGGAAAAGUUGGGUUUGUGAAGCAGAAACCCGUGGGUUUGGAGAUGGUUUGGUUUUCCUUAGGGAGGGAGAAGGAAGAGCAGCAGUUGAUGUCCCAUGGCACGCCAGCCCGGGGAGCAGCUGUGGGAAAGCCCCACAUGUGGCUCCCUUCUGCUGCUGCUGAGAGCAAGGAACCUCACAGGGCACAGCCUGGGGUGUCCCUUUCUAUUUCUGACCCUUGUCACCAUGCUCCGUGAGGAGGGAAGGACAAAUUCUGCCCCUGUUGUGGGAAUUUGGGGAAACCGAGGCCAGAGGGUGAGAAGUGCCAGUGUCACCUGGACCGGCCGCCCCCGUGGGGCUGUGAAAGGUCUCCAAAAUCCCUCUGGGAUGGGCAGGGCGCUGCCAGCUCCCCUGGCUGAGGUGUAACUGCUGCUGUUCCACCAGGAUCUCCCAGCUCCGGGAUGGAUUUUCUUGGCUCCUUCCACGCCAGAGCCAAAGCAGUCCUGCAUAGUCCAGAGGAUAAAUCCCCCUGGGAAAGACUGGAUUAGCGAGUUCAGGGAAGGGUGUUUGGUCUUGCUGCUGCUGGGGCUGUUACUCAGGGCCAGCCUGUCACCUGCAAAGCUGCAGGGACACCUUGUUUGCUUUAAAAAGAAAAUACCAACCCCACAUCCUACAUGUGCUGGAGCACCAGCAGAUCAGCGAGGGGAUGGUGAUAAAUGUGAAUAUCAGGGGUGUUUUUGGGCAGAAUUCAGGUGCGAGCCCAGAGCUGGGGUUCCCUCAGGGCAGCACUGUGUGAGGGGGUGCCCAGCAGUGUUUGCCCAGCCCUCAGCGAGGGGCCCGGCCACAGGAGUGGUGUGGUGUUAAUAACGCCGCUGUUAUCAGCAGAAAGGGAGGGCCCUGAAACCAAACCUGUGCUCGUUCCACCUCUGCUGCCCUGCAAACACCGGAGCAGCUUUUGCUGAGCGCUGUGUGCCCGGGCUGGGCUGCAGGGAGCACCUGCCAGGGACAAGGUGAGUCCUGGCUCCCUGAGCCUCCCAAAUCUCCCUUUCCCACUCCUUGUCCUCCCAGAUCAGGGGAUUUUCCUACUCAGCACUGGGGUGUCUUUCCCCUGUCUCUAUUCUGUGGGAAAGAAUAAAGGAGUAAUUGAUGGGUAUUGGGAUAAAAUUCAGCUCAAACAGGAAAUUUCAUUAUCUGCUGCAACUGUAUCCACAGCUUUAUGGCUGCUGAGACUUCCCGUCUCUGGCUGUUCAUGAUUAUUUUUUCUGGGUUUAUUUUCUCGUUAAAGCCCUCUGAGGGUGUGGAGGGGGCAGAGACAGGUCUGUUCCUACCUGCAGAUAAGAAAUCCAGCUCUGCCUCCAAACUGGAAUGCUCAGGCAGAUGGACACAUCCCUGCUGCCUCCCCAGCCUCUGCCAUAGCAGUAAAAGGGAAGAAAACCAUUUUUAAUCUUGAUGUUUGGAGUUUAUUUUGGGAUAACUCCCCCUGUCUGAGCUCUCCAGACCCCGGACUGCAGCAGCCAGUGGACAUUCCGCCUCCCUCUGAGGUCUCACUCAGAGCACUGGUGGCUCGGUUAAUUUCGCCUCGUGUCUCUGGGAACGGCACCCGAGUUCGUGCUGCUGGAGCUGAAAUUCCUUAUCCCAGGGCUGGGAUCCAGCUGGGCACCCCUCCUAACCGAGCCAGGCUGACACAUCCUGUGGCUAACCCACAUCUGAGCAAGGUGGGCGCUGCCCCCGGCGCUUCCCUGCAGAUCCAGGCACUGAAGGGAUGCUCAGCCCGGCUGGGGCCGCCGAGGGCUCCUUUGAAGCCGGCUCUGGUGAUUAAAGCCAACCCGCUGCCGUUCCCUCUCUGUUUGCUGUUUGACCUUGGGCGAGGCGUUUAAACGUUCUCGUCGUUGAAAGGAAGAUCUUCUGUGACAGCUGAGGUCUGGGUGAGUGCGGAGGGGGAAGGUGAAGGGUCCCAGAAGGGGAAUAAUCGGUGUUUAUUGAGUGUCGCUGGCAGCCUGGCAGCUCAGGAGUGGCUUCUCCGCUGCAACAAGAGGCAGGGAGUGAUGCCUGAGCCUCAUCCCCAUCCUGCCGGCUUCCUCCAGCCACCCUCUGGUGGGUUAUCAGCUGAUGGCGAGACGGGGCGAGAGAGAGAAGUGACAGAAGCUGUCCCGUCUGUAGCUGCCUGCAAGCACCUGGGCAGUGGUGGAGGCCAGGCAGGGCUCUGUGAAGUCCGGGAGCACUCGUGUCACCAGGCCACCUCCCUGAGGUGUUCUCAGCAAAGUUUGCUGGGCUGGGUUCUGGGGACCUGGGAGGGUUUCUGUCGUUUGGGACUGAGAGGCCUCUGCUCCCUCCUGCCCUGGCUGCUCAGCCCCUGUGCUGAGCCGGUGGCCUCUCCCCUCCGGAGAAGCCGGAGAGAAGGGAGCAGUUACAGGGCAAAUAAAUGACUCAGUCUAAUGAGUAAGGUAAUUACCAGUCGCUGUUAGAUGAGGCUAAAGUGGGUCAGGUUUGUUUGUGAAACUCCACGGAGGCACCAUCUGUUCUCCCUGCCCCAUCCCGGGGGCUGGAGAUGGGAUUUGGGUGAAAUUGCCUCCCCGGGAACCUGUGGGACACCAGGGGGGAUGUCCUGGGCAUCAGGCGUGGUGGGCUCUGGAGAUGACCCCGUGUGGCUGCAGGCGCUCCCCUGAUCCUUGGAGGGGGCUCUUCAUUGAUCUCUGUGGGAGAGGAGACCCCAAAUCCUUUGUGUCUCUGCCAUCUGUAAGAGGUGGCUGGACAGGACAGAGAGGUCAUCAAUCCUCGAGGGCAGGAUUGGGUUUUGCAAACCCUCUCUCACCUGUCACAAACCCUUGGGGACAAACCUGGCACUGAUGCAGUUUUUAUCCUUCAACCUGCCCCUCUCCCAGACCCUCCCCGGCCUGUUGGGAUGGGGACUGUCCCUUUCAAGCAGCGACACAUCCGUGUGGUCCCUGGCUUCACCCCUGGCCCCGCUGUGUUUAACGCUCUCUCUGCCCACAGACCACAGCCGCUGAGCAGGAGGAGAAGCCUGGAGUGAGAUCCCUGCCUGGACUCUCCACAUCUUGCAGUAAGAGGAAAAGACAGUUCCUUCACCGUUGAUAAAAUGGGAAGCAGCAUCUCCUCACCAGCCCGGGAAGGGAAGCUCCACUCCUUGCCUGGGGAGCAUCCCUGGGAGCUCUGCAGCUGGCAGGACACAGCCCUGUGCCACUGAGGGGUCGGGGCAGCGUGGCUCGGGGGGCUGAGGACAGCAUGUCCUUCCAGAGCCGCCGGACCCAGCUGCUGCUGGUCAACUCGCUGACCUUCGGGCUGGAGGUGUGCCUGGCCGCCGGCAUCACCUACGUGCCACCGCUGCUGCUGGAAGUGGGCGUGGAGGAGAAGUUCAUGACCAUGGUUUUGGGGAUAGGCCCCGUCCUUGGGCUGGUUUUUGUGCCGCUGAUCGGCUCGGCCAGCGACCACUGGCACAGCAGCUACGGCCGGAGGAGACCGUUCAUCUGGGUGCUGUGCCUGGGGGUGCUGCUGAGCCUCUUCGUCAUCCCCCACGCCAGCAGCCUGGCCAGCCUGUGUGCCCUCAACCCCCGGCCUCUGGAGAUCGCCUUCCUCAUCCUGGGCAUCGGCCUGCUGGAUUUCUGCGGCCAGGUGUGCUUCACGCCGCUGGAGGCCCUGCUCUCCGACCUCUUCCAGGAGCCGGACAACUGCCGCCAGGCCUUCUCCAUGUACGCCUUCAUGAUCAGCCUGGGGGGCUGCAUCGGCUACCUGCUGCCAGCCAUCGACUGGGCCUUCCUAGCCCCCUACCUGGGCGGGCAGGAGAGCUGCCUCUUCAGCCUGCUGGCCGUCAUCUUCCUCGGCUGUGUGCUGGCCACGCUCUUCGUCACAGAGGAGGCCGCCCAGGGGGAUAUCCUGGAUGGGCCAGCGCUCAAGGACACGUCCCCAAAGCCGUCCCUGUCGUGCUGCUGCUGCCAGCUGGCCCGGGGCUCCUGCCUGCUGCAGGCCAGGCACGUGCUGCAGGCUCUGAGGAACCUGUGCGCGCUGCUGCCGCGGCUGCACGGCCUCUACUGCCGCAUCCCCAGGGUCAUCCGGCGCCUGUUCGUGGCCGAGCUCUGCAGCUGGAUGGCUCUCAUGACUUUCAUGCUGUUCUACACGGACUUUGUUGGGGAAGGGCUGUACCACGGCGUGCCCAGGGCCAAGCCGGGCACGGAGGCCAGGCGCCACUACGAUGAAGGUGUCCGGAUGGGCAGCUUGGGCCUCUUCCUGCAGUGCAUCACCUCCAUCUUCUUCUCGACAAUCAUGGACCGGCUGGUGAAGCACUUUGGGACGCGGGCAGUGUACCUGGCCAGCGUGGUGUUCUUCCCCGGGGCCGCCUUUGUCAUGUGCCUGUCCCACAGCGUCACCGUGGUCACCAUCUCCGCUGCCCUGACGGGAUUCACCUUCUCUGCCCUCCAGAUCCUGCCCUACACGCUGGCAUCCCUCUACCACCACGACAAGCAGGUAUUUCUGCAUAAAUACAAGAGGAAAGAGGAGGAAGACGCCGCUCUCCUGGACAAGAAAUCGGCCUUCACCAAAGGGCUGCUCUCCAGCCAGAAGCUGCCUUACCAGAAUGGCCACGCUGGGAGCCUCUUCUCCUCCUCCUCCUCCUCCUCCUCCCCGUCCUCCCCUCCAGCCGUGUCCAGCUCCGCUCUGUGCGUCAGCUCCUCCUGCGACGUCUCCCUCCGGAUCAUGGUGGGAGAGCCAGAGCCGGGGGCUCCUGGCCGAGGGAUCUGCCUGGACCUGGCCAUCCUGGACAGCGCUUUCCUCCUCUCUCAGGUCGUGCCCUCCCUCUUCAUGGGCUCCAUCGUCCAGUUCACCCAGUCGGUCACUGCCUACAUGGUGUCAGCUGCUGGAUUCGGGCUGGUCGCCAUCUACUUCGCAACCAAAGUUGUCUUUGACAAGGGUGACAUGGCCAAAUACUCUGUGUGACAGCAGGGCAGCCACGUGGGUGGCAGCACGUGGCAGAACCAGCUGUGUGUGUGCCCACGGGGCCGCUUGUGGGGCACCUCGUGUGGCACCGGCCAUCCCCGAGUGGCUGCUGUCGCCCUGGGGGUGGCUCUGGGGCUGGGGGCAGCACGGAGUUAAUCUCAGGUGUAAAUAAGAGGCUUUGGGGCGUUGUCCUGCGGGCCUGAAGUGCUUUCCAAAGGUGCCUUUAGCAGAGGGAAGCACGGCACAGCAGCACCAAAGGGGUUGCACGGGGAGGGGAAAAGGGAAUCGGAAUUUCCCUCUGAUAACGGGUUCGUGUUCCUGAGCAGGAGCAGCACAGGAGGGGAUAAAUCACUGGCUCUCCUCCAUCUCCAGCUGUGCCCUCUCCCCCUGCUUGUUGUAGUUUUACCCAACUUCUUGAGCAAUACUUCAGCAAAUGGGACGCUGGGAGGAGAUUUCCUGGGAAAAAAAAGCAUUGGGGUGGCGAAGGUUUGGCUGUGGGACCGAGGGGGUGCCCGGGUGUGCACCCACAUUUCUGCCCUUCUGUCCUUCCCCACCUUGAUCCAAAACCAUCCAGGAGAAAAGUCACUGUGCCUUGUUUUGGAAAAACAAGGAACAUCCCAUUAGGACCAGUUCCAGAGGGUGACUUCACCUUUACCUGUGUACCAGGUUGCAUCAGAUAGAGAGAGGACUUCUGAGCUUUUAUUUUUCCUUUUAAUGAUUGUUUUUAGCUCUCUUCACACAGUUCCCAGUAACUCUGACCUCUCGCUCCUCACCUCAGUGCCUCGGCCUGCGUUUGCUCUCUCCCCUCAUGGAUCCUGUUGUGCCUCUCCCGCACAUGGCCCCUAAAAGAUGCUGCCACACACCAGGGAAAUCUGUUCCCAGAGGGGUUUUCAGUCCUGUGGCAGUGAAGUAGAGCAGGAAGAGCUCUCCUGGAAGGCCCGGGGGAGUUGCUGAUGAGUUAAACUCAGACCUGGAGCUGGUCACUGCCUGUGGCUGUUUGGGCUGCCUUAAAAUGUUUUUUUUUUUUCCAGUCAGGAGUCCAGAUUCUCACUGAGGCAGAGCAAACCCCUGUUAGAGUGAGGCAAAGCACCUCUUGCUGCCCUAACCCAGGGCCCAAACCCUCCUGGGAUGUCCAGGUUGUUUUGGCUCCCGGCUCUGAGUCACUUCCCGCUGGCAGCAGAGCACGAGUCCCCCUGGCCAGUCCCACUCCCUGUCUGCAGUGGCCCAGCUGGGACAAAUCUGCUGCUGGCAGAUUCCAACCACUCCAAGAACUCCCCACGCACCAGGGAGGAGCUGAGGUGCUGGCCCCCAGUCAGGAGUGAUCCAAAGUGCGUGGAGGAGAGGCUGGAUGGGUGCUGCGAGCACGCACAGAACCCCAGCAGCCCUCGACUCUGCCUGCGCUAAACGAGCUGUUUGUCACUAAUUUUUUUGUGGAGGUGUGUGGGCAGCCAGAUGCACAUGUGAGGUUGGGCUGAAGGGUGAAACGUUGCUAUUUUGGCAGAGUUUUGUCAGCCCGUUCCUUGGCAGGGAGGCCGGGUGACUCCCCUGCUGUCUGAGCCGGGCCCUCAAAGGGCUGCUCAGCGCUCGAAUCGUCCCUUUCCCGUCAGGGGUCACUGUUUUUGUUUUAGUUCUUCUCAAAUUAUAGCCCUGCCAGCCUCCCUUUCCCACAGCAGGGUCAGCGUGCUGACAUGCAGCUGUUUUGGGGACGGAUUUGGCAGUGGCUUAACCACUUCCAGAAACGUUUUUGGGCUCUGGACUUCCUACCCCGGGCUCUGUCCACUGCUGGCUGCAGCAGGAAGGAUUUGAGACAAAAUCUUAUUGCCAGAGGUUGGGUGUCUGUGAAGAAAUGCUCCCCUGACCCAAGGCUGAAAACCCCUUUAUUUUUAAUAUUUCUUACGUAAAUGUGGGGAACUUUCCCUGCACAGAGGCUGCUCUGAUGCUGCAGUGCUUUUGAUAAUUUAAGUGCCUAAAGUGCUUCCACACUGAGCUCCAGGUGGAGGGAUUUGGUGGGAAAGGCCUUAAAUUUGUCACUGCAAACCCCGAGGUGAUAAAGCAGAGGGGCAGAAGGGUGCAAGCUGGGGUUUAUAACAGGAGAUCAGGGCAAGGGAGCAGGAGAAGAGGAAAUCCUUACAAAAUUGGCUUUUUUGGCUUCUUCUAAGAACAGUUUCUGUGUCAGGAUCACAUGUAAGACCAGCAAGGGAUGCUCUAGUCUGGGUGAGAGCAUCCCUCACCUGCUGUUAGUGAUACUCCCUGUGUGACCACAGAUUUUUCUCUAGGAUUUGGUUCUGUCUGAGCACAGGUUUGGGUACGAGCUCCUCAGGUUUGGGUACGAGCUCCUCAGAGCUGGUGAGCAGGAGCUUUUCCCUUCCCGGUAUGAGGUGUUCUCCUGACAGAUGACUCCUGCCUCACCUUUCUUUUGGCGAGCUGGGAGUUUGGAGUGUGGGGGAGUGGGAGCGUAACUGAGGCUGUUGUGAAUCCCUCGGACAGGGAAGGAUCGGGGGGUGGAUGGAUGGAUGGAUGGAUGGAUGCUGGUUUUCCUUUUGAGGUCACAUCCUGCCCGCGAGACGUUCGUGUUCUAUUUAUUCGGUAGAGUGAAUAUUUUGUAUACGACGCGAGAGGAAGGCUUUUAUUACAAAUUUUUAUGGAAAAAAGCGGGGGGGAAUAAAAGGUGUGGAAACGGGAAAA
Molecule: messenger RNA, 7949 nt
Organism: Corvus hawaiiensis (hawaiian crow)
Lineage: Eukaryota; Metazoa; Chordata; Aves; Passeriformes; Corvidae
Gene: SLC45A3
Product: solute carrier family 45 member 3
Exons: 4
Coding region: 3561-5264 (567 amino acids)
Biological process (GO): transmembrane transport
Cellular component (GO): membrane
Molecular function (GO): sucrose:proton symporter activity
Source: RefSeq, a predicted model, not a curated record